Messenger RNA from Exophiala bonariae, 1326 nucleotides. RefSeq lists its product as uncharacterized. NCBI's taxonomy places the organism in Eukaryota, Fungi, Ascomycota, Eurotiomycetes, Chaetothyriales, Herpotrichiellaceae. The record is from RefSeq and is a predicted model, not a curated record. Bases 1 to 1326 code for a protein of 441 amino acids. The transcript is spliced from 4 exons.
AUGGGGCUGAGUAUCAAAUCAGCAAGGGUUUCUAUAUGUGGCCGCGCUGGGCCUAAGUGGAAAGUACUUCUGUCACUUGAAUAUCGACGAAGUCUAUCACACUUUCUGGUGCAUGAGCAUAUUGUCCCUGCUCAGCAUACUAGACAUUGGCCAAGAGGGACAGAGAUUGGACACGAAAACGCUCUCAAGCUUGCCGUCAAGCAGUAUGUUCCAAAGGAUAAUUCGACAUCAAGUCCUGGCGACGUCACCUUCGUUGCCGCUCAUGCCAACGGUUUUCCAAAGGAGUUGUACGAACCGCUGUGGGAUGAUUUGCACGAUGCGCUGGCCAGAAAAGGAAGACGUAUCUCAUCGAUAUGGAUAGCUGACUUGGUCCAUCAAGGGCAAAGUGCCGUUCUCAAUGAAAAGUCGUUGGGAAAUGAUCCUAAUUGGUGGGACGGUGCACGAGAUCUAAUGUACCUGAUCAACCAGAAGCAGGACCUUAUGCCUCAGCCUCUCUUUGGCAUUGGUCAUAGCAUGGGUGCAUCCCAACUAGCGGCACUUUCGUUGCUACAUCCCGGGCUCUUGCGUGGAUUGAUAUUGAUAGAUCCGGUCAUACAAACCGAGAACCCCAGUAAGAUCUAUGCUCCAGCUUCGACAUAUCGGCGUGAUAGUUGGUCGUCAAGGGAGGAUGCGGUCGAGCGCUUCUCCAAGAGCAAAUUCUACCAGGCUUGGGAUCCUCGAGUACUUUCUCAAUGGAACCAAUAUGGCCUCAGGGAACUUUAUCCAGAGGGGGCGAAUCAAAGUCAUCCACCAGUGACCUUGAAAACACCAGUUUCUCAAGAGGUUUUCUCUUACCUAAGGCCCAAGUACUAUGGAAGUCCUGGUUCAUCGCCGGAGAAAGAUCGCUUGAUGUAUGGGGACAUGCAUCCUGAGGAUAUAGAGCCAGAUUACGAUUUCUAUCGACCUGAACCAGCUGAAUUAUUUCGCAAGCUUCCAGAAUUGAGGCCACCUGUGCAUUAUAUAUUUGGUAAGAACUCCGAGUUGGCAACACCUCUUUUGAGACAGAAGAAACUAGAGACUACGGGCACUGGAGUGGGAGGAAAUGGUGGGUGGAAGGAAGGUCAAGUCCAUGAAACAGUUCUCGACUGUGGUCAUUUGGUCCCUAUGGAGAGAACAACAGAAAGCGCAAACGUUGCUGCUUUCUUUACCGCGACAGAGCUUGACAGGUGGGAGGAGUUCACUAAAGAAUGGCAGUUGCGCUGGCGUUCUAAAUCGCGACGAGAUAGAGUUGGUAUAGAUGAAGAAUGGAAGGCAAAGAUAGGGCCAAGGCCGUCGAGGACGAAAUGA